Cavia porcellus (domestic guinea pig) is the source of this 4520-nucleotide messenger RNA. RefSeq names its product exocyst complex component 7 (gene Exoc7). Gene Ontology annotation, molecular function: phosphatidylinositol-4,5-bisphosphate binding. Gene Ontology annotation, biological process: exocytosis. NCBI's taxonomy places the organism in Eukaryota, Metazoa, Chordata, Mammalia, Rodentia, Caviidae. The transcript has 20 exons. The record is from RefSeq and is a predicted model, not a curated record. Gene Ontology annotation, cellular component: exocyst. The coding region runs from base 102 to 2195 and encodes 697 amino acids.
CCGGGGCGGGGCCAAGGCCGGAAGUGGGUGUGGCAGAGACGGAGGCCGAGCGGGCCUCUGAGAAACGAUAUUGGGGAGUGGGAAACGUACGCUUCACAGCAAUGAUUCCCCCACAAGAGGCGUCCGCCCGGCGGCGGGAGAUUGAAGACAAGUUGAAACAGGAGGAGGAGACACUAUCCUUUAUCCGAGACAGCUUGGAGAAGAGCGAUCAGCUCACCAAAAACAUGGUGUCUAUCCUGUCAUCCUUUGAGAGCCGCCUCAUGAAGCUGGAGAACUCCAUCAUCCCGGUGCACAAGCAAACAGAGAAUCUGCAACGAUUGCAGGAGAACGUUGAGAAGACCCUAUCCUGCCUGGACCAUGUCAUCAGCUACUACCAUGUGGCUAGUGACACUGAGAAGAUCAUCAAGGAAGGCCCUACAGGUCGGCUGGAAGAGUACCUGGGAAGCAUGGCCAAGAUUCAGAAGGCUGUGGAGUAUUUCCAGGACAAUAGCCCAGACAGCCCAGAACUCAACAAAGUGAAGCUGCUGUUUGAGCGGGGGAAGGAGUCACUGGAGUCCGAGUUCCGCAGCCUGAUGACCCGACACAGUAAGGUCGUCUCCCCCGUGCUCAUCCUGGAUCUCAUCAGUGGCGACGAGGACCUAGAGGUCCAGGAGGACGUGGCUCUGGAGCACCUACCUGAAAGCGUGCUCCAGGAUGUGGUCCGCAUCUCCCUCUGGCUGGUGGAAUAUGGCCGUAACCAAGAUUUCAUGAAUGUCUACUACCAGAUACGCUCCAGCCAGUUGGACCGCUCCAUCAAGGGCCUAAAGGAGCAUUUCCGGAAGAGUAGUUCUUCCUCUGGGGUUCCCUACUCCCCUGCCAUCCCCAAUAAGAGAAAGGAUACACCCACCAAGAAGCCAAUCAAGCGGCCAGGGACGAUCCGUAAGGCUCAGAACCUUCUGAAACAGUAUUCCCAGCAUGGUCUAGAUGGGAAAAAGGGGGGCUCUAACCUCAUUCCUCUGGAAGGGAGAGAUGACAUGCUGGAUGUGGAGACCGAUGCCUACAUUCACUGUGUCAGUGCCUUCGUCAAGCUGGCCCAGAGCGAGUACCAACUGCUGACAGACAUCAUCCCCGAGCACCAUCAGAAGAAAACCUUUGACUCCUUGAUACAGGAUGCACUGGACGGCCUGAUGCUUGAGGGGGAGAACAUCGUGUCUGCUGCCCGGAAGGCUAUUAUUCGCCAUGACUUCUCCACAGUGCUCACAGUCUUCCCCAUCCUGCGGCACCUCAAGCAGACCAAACCUGAGUUUGACCAGGUGCUCCAGGGCACGGCUGCCAGCACCAAGAACAAACUCCCUGGCCUCAUCACCUCCAUGGAGACCAUUGGAGCAAAGGCGCUGGAGGACUUUGCAGACAACAUCAAGAAUGAUCCAGACAAGGAGUACAAUAUGCCCAAGGAUGGCACUGUGCACGAGCUCACCAGCAACGCCAUUCUCUUCCUGCAGCAGCUUCUGGACUUCCAGGAGACAGCAGGCGCCAUGCUGGCCUCCCAAGUUCUUGGGGACACAUACAAUAUUCCUUUAGACCCCCGAGAAACCAGCUCUUCGGCCACCAGCUACAGCUCCGAGUUUAGCAAGCGACUGCUGAGCACCUACAUCUGUAAAGUCCUGGGCAACCUGCAGCUGAACUUGCUGAGCAAGUCCAAGGUGUAUGAAGACCCAGCCCUGAGCGCCAUCUUCCUACACAACAACUACAACUACAUCCUUAAGUCCCUGGAGAAGUCUGAGCUGAUUCAGCUGGUGGCUGUGACCCAGAAGACUGCUGAACGCUCCUACCGGGAGCACAUCGAGCAGCAGAUCCAAACCUACCAGCGCAGUUGGUUAAAGGUGACUGAUUACAUCUCAGAGAAGAAUCUACCUGUGUUCCAGCCUGGAGUCAAGCUUCGGGAUAAGGAGCGGCAGAUGAUCAAGGAACGUUUUAAGGGCUUCAACGAUGGCCUCGAAGAAUUGUGCAAGAUCCAGAAGGCCUGGGCCAUUCCAGAUACAGAACAGAGAGACAAGAUUCGCCAGGCCCAGAAAAACAUCGUCAAGGAGACCUAUGGGGUCUUUCUGCACAGGUAUGGCAGCGUGCCCUUCACCAAGAACCCCGAGAAGUACAUCAAGUACCGCGUGGAGCAGGUGGGCGAUAUGAUCGAUCGCCUUUUUGACACCUCUGCCUAAGCCUGCCAGCGUCCCUGCUUGGUUCCGUCAGAUUAGCCAUGUCAUUGGACAGAUAAACCAGUGUUAACUCACGUCUGGGCUGGGUGAGUUUGAAGUCCUUUGGGGCGGAGACUUUUCUUCACUACCCCAUCCAGGAGCCCUAUCCCUGUGCCCCUUGUCCAGGUAUCCACUUCCCUGCAUCACUUCAAAGCAGCACUUCUCCAGGACACAGGAACCUUUCAGAACUUCACUUUUGUGAUUGAGCACUACCAACCAGGGCCACCGAUGGCUGCUGAGAAAGGAGAGAAGGAAGCCAGAGGCCUAUGCCCCAAGCUGCUUUGUGUAGCCCCCUCAAAGGUAGACAGACCUUCCCCAGCCUAGUUCAGACCCGGAGAUGGAGAACUGUCAUCCAGCCCAGAGAUGUGGGUGGGGCUCAGAGGAGCCUGCUGUGUCCUAGCCAGAGGGAGGCCCUAGGGCUGACUGUGUCUCUUGGAUAUAGUGUGAGGGCCCCAGACUUCAGCCCUGGGGAUGUUUGGCCUUUUCGAAGCUCUCUAGGUGGUGAGGAGGAGCCUCUCUGUCUACGCCCUGUAGAGUCCAGUGUGCUGCAGGAAACAUUCGAAGUUCUGCCCUCUGAGGCCAGCCGUUCAGCAUCAUCUCGUGGUCCCCAGUAUCAGCACCUCCUGGCCCAGGCCCAGACAGUAGCAGUCACAAAACAAGCAGUUAGGCCGUGUGUGUUCUGGGCAAUUAGUGGAUGGGCUGUGGGGUCCAGGAGCAAAGUAGGACGGCAGGUAUGUGAAGUCGGCCCCCUGCUUAGCACAAGCGUGAACAGCUAAGUUAGUGAAGGCCGAUGCUGGAGACGCUCUUGCCCUUGGGUAAGGGGUUUAUUUCCACUCUGCUCUGCAUGUAUUCAUACAGAGCCAGGAACUUGUGGUACUUGGGGCCCUGCAGGGUAGGGAAGAGCCAGCCCUCCCUCCACCCUCUCCAAAGACCCUGGCCUGGCCCUUUCCCCAGCUAUGGGGAGCUACACUGCAUCCUACAGUCUGGGCACUGGCCCUGCCCCGUGACAUCCCAGGCUGUGGCGAACAGCCUCCGCAGGGGCAGGGUCGGAGUUACAUGUUGCCCACAUCCAGAUUCCAACAAAGAGAAACUGGCCACAUACCACACCAGCCACACAUAUGAGGAAAAAGGUGCAGUCAGCAGCCUCAGCCCAGUUCCUUGAGGCUUUUUCUUUUUCUUUUCUUGAGGGUGCUGUAGGAGAAGAAGCAGGGAAAGGAGCUUUUUGCAGACCUCUUCCAACCUACUCUUGCAGAACAGACCCUUAAGUCUCCCUUUGAUUCUCAACUAAUGACAGUUUGGGUCUGGUCUAGCCUAAGCCACCUCCGCAGGAAGAAAUACCCUCUUAGGGAUCUCCGGCAUUCGUUCAGGGUCUGACGCGACCUUGGCCUUCAGGGAGGCUGAGCUGGCUGGCUGUUGCAGACAGGCCUGCUUCUUCCCAGGGAGGAUGCAGUAGAGCCUGGGGACAGGAGCUCCACUGGCUCUGAGUGCAGGUACCUUCGACAGACCUAGACACCCCCGCGCCCUGGCCCUAGUCCCAGGUGCGCACCUAUUGGCUCUGCCCUGUCGGCCUUGCCCCAGGCCUCGUUUUCACCCACCAGCUGGGGCCUUAGCUCCUGCUCACCUUCAGGAUUAGACCCUGGGUUCUCCUAAUCUCUCUGUUCCUUUCUUGGGACUGGGCUGGAGCUGCUUUUAUUCCUAAAGUUGUCCUGGGCCAGCAGCUCAGCCAGCAGCACAGUCUCCGUGGUGCUGAGGGAGAGCAGCAGCAGGACUGUGAGGUGAUAAACUGGAGGUGGGAAAGGACUUCCGGGACCAGGCCUGACAGGCAGAGGCUCCAUGACAGCAGGUGGGGACAGGCCUCAUGGAACCAGAAGAAGCAGGGCUUAUUGAGCAGUGGGUUGCAGGAGGAGGAGCUAGGCAGGGCCUGCACUGGGGAAGGGUGGAAGACAGGGAGCCCAGCAACAGUGUCACCUUGUAGGCAAUGUGCCCAGUGGCCCAGAGGGGCAGCAGCCGCCACACACACUUCAGCUAAUGGCAAUGCCUCUCCAAGCACCCGCGGAGAGAUAGUCUCUACUGCUGUGUUCUUCAGGCUCAUCUGGAAAGAAAAGAGCUGGGCCUUUCCCAGGAUACAGAGCGGGUGGGCAGCAUGAGGAUGACAUUGUGGCCCUCCAUCAGCCUCUGCUUGCCCCUUCCCAGUUUGACUCACUAUCACCUGGCACCAGGACACCAGAUCCGGGGGCGGGGGGGGCGUUCCUUGGAUUUUCAAAUCAUAAACUGCACAUUCUCUUGACA